UUUCUACUACAAAUUCGCAAAUUUGUUGUAGUUUGGAUUAUUUAUUUAUUUUUCCUUAUAAGAAUAUAAACAAAUUUCUAACAUUCCACAUAAUGGAAUGUCGUGUUUUAAGCAGGAAGUGAAUGUGCGUCUAGAUUAAUCAAAUUGACCAAUAACAGUGACUAAUAUGAUGAUUGUCAUCAAAAAGAUAAAUUGAUAUAACAUGGGUGUGUUUGAGGGCAAACAGAUAUCACAGAAGAUAUUCAAUAAAAAGCUUUUAUGAUACAAGGCAUCAAUAUUCCAACCUUCAAUUUAUUUAAUUUUACAUGUCUAUUUAAUUCAUUGUGCUAAAAUGGGGAAAUUGUUGAGUAUUCUAGCAAGAGAUGAUGCAAAUUGUUUCACAUCUCAAAGGUAUGAUGUGUUCUUGGAUUUUGAAAAUGCUGUCCCAACAGAAACUGAACGAGAAGUCUAUAAUGAAGUUCAGAGAGUUCUCAGAGCAUCUGAUAGAAUUUUAGAAGAAAUCCAGUCUUAUAAAGGUGCUGGGAAAGAAGUCAGAGAGGCUAUUUCAGAUCCUAAUCCUGAAUGUUUGGAAAGAGCUUGGAAAACAAUAUUACCUCUAGUCGAAAAACUUCGGUAUUGUUAUGAACAUUCUGUAGAAUUAGAAAAAGCUGUACCGCAUUUACUUGAAAAGUUAGUCGGUGGUGAAUGGAGUCCUACUCAGCAUUUAGAGACUCAACAAGCUUUAGUAAAACAACUCGCAGAGAUUUUGGAAUUUGUUUUGAAAUUUGAUGAAUACAAGAUGAAAACACCAGCAAUUCAAAAUGAUUUCAGCUACUAUAGACGAGUAGUAUCUCGCCAAAGAAAUACUACUGAUUCUGAAGCCCCAGAAUUAUUAGUAUCAGUUGAAUUGGCUAAUAAAAUGUCUUUAUUUUAUGCUCAUGCCACACCAAUGUUGAAGGUCUUGAGUGAAUCAGUCUCUAAAUUUGUGGCCGAACAUGAAUCUGAUAUAGAGAAUACUACAGAAACUUUAGGCACAAUGGCUAAAGUUUGCUUGCGUAUGCUGGAAAAUCCAAAACUUGUUGCACAAUUUGAAAGAGAAGAAACUCAUUUAUUAGUUUUGAGAGUUAUGGUUGGUUUAGUUAUUUUGUAUGACCAUGUUCACCCACAAGGUGCCUUUACGAGAAAUUCAUAUGUUGAUGUAAAGGGAUGUAUUAGACUAUUGCAGUCACAGCCUGCACACAGAGCUGAACCGUUACUAAAUGCCUUGCGCUAUACUACCAAACAUUUAAAUGAAGAAAGUACAUCAAAGACUAUAAAAAAUAUGCUGUCCACAUAAGAUAUUAAAAAAGGUAUUGUAAUUUAAAGAUACAUGAACAAUUAAUUAAUCAA
Molecule: messenger RNA, 1368 nt
Organism: Ctenocephalides felis (cat flea)
Lineage: Eukaryota; Metazoa; Arthropoda; Insecta; Siphonaptera; Pulicidae
Product: protein FAM49B-like
Exons: 4
Coding region: 332-1315 (327 amino acids)
Biological process (GO): regulation of actin filament polymerization
Molecular function (GO): small GTPase binding
Source: RefSeq, a predicted model, not a curated record